AAUGACAGGUGCACGAGAAAGUCGAAGUCAAGAUUGCGUCAGAUCACGCGCCACUACACUCUUCAAUCAAGAGGUUGCAUUUCCUAACUUGGAGACAUUAAAUAUCACUAGCUUGGACAACAUCGAGAUGAUAUGGGACAAUCAAGUUGCUACAGAUUCUUUCCCCAAGCUAAAAUCGCUUUUUGUGGAUAAAUGCAAUAAGGUUGUGACCGUUGUUCCUUCUUCCAUUCUGGGACGGCUCUUGUGCCUAGAAAGUUUAAAGGCAAACACAUGUGGUUCAUUGGAAGUUGUUUUCGAAAUUCGGCCACUAAAUCCUAUAGAUGGACCUCAAGUUGCUCUUCCGUUAAAAAAGCUGAUGGUAUCAAGACUACCAAAGCUAAAGUGUGUAUGGAAAAAGGAACUCCACCAUCAAGUUAAAUUCCAAUGCCUACAUUCUAUUAGCAUUUCCGAAUGCAAGAGCCUCACCUCUCUAUUUCUAGCCUCAAUAGCCAAAGAUCUAGUCCAACUUGAGGAGUUAGAGAUCAAUGGAUGUGGCAUUGUGGAACUCAUUGAGAAGGAAGAAGGACUAGUUCCCAAGUUUGAUUUCCCAAAGUUAACCUCCCUCAAGCUUAAGCAUUUGACAGAGUUGAAGUGCAUCUACACCGAAACACAUGCUUUACAUUGGCCGACAUUGAAGACCUUGCAGGUCUAUCGCUGUAACAAAUUGGAGAUCUUUGCUUUGCAACCUGAGAAUGAGAUGCUAUUUCAUAAACGACCUCUCUUCCUUAUAGAAAAGGUUGGCUUUCAGAGAUUGGGGAUAUUAGAAAUCAGCGGCUUGGAUAAUCUCAAAUAUAUUCAUCCCUACAAUACAAAUGGUGAUAAUGACAGGUGUACGAGAAAGUCAAAGUCAGGAUUGCGUCAGAUCACGCUCCACUACACUGUUCAAUCAAGAGCCAGAGAUCUAAUCCAACUUGAGGAGUUGGAGAUCAAUCAAUGUGGCAUUGUGGAACUCAUCGAGAAGGAAGGACUAGAUGAGCUUAGCGUUAAUGUGGAAGCCAUAGAAGGCCCAAGUCAUGAGUUAAAAGUAGCAUCAUCCUUUCCAAGUUAUUUUCAGCAUAUGAAGACUCUAGAUGUGUCACAUUGUCAUGGGCUGUCAAAUAUGUUCACAUCGACAAUGGCUACAAAUUUGGUGGAACUCACAAAAUUGAGGAUUAGUAAAUGUAAAAUAUUGAUAGAAGUCAUUAGCGAUGAGGGAGGAAAGGAGGGGCAUGUAGUGGCUUUCAAUCAAUUGAAGUAUGUGGAGCUUGAUGGGUUGACUACAUUGAGGUGUUUCAGCUCAGGUGGAUACAUUUUGAUGUUCCCUCUCUUGAAAGAUGUCAUUGUGAAUAGAUGUCCCAAGAUGGAGUUCUUCUUCAAGGGACCAAUGGAGGCGCCAAAUCUGGAGAGAGUACGAGUAGGUUUGAAUGAAAGGUAUAAAGCAACAAAGUACCCAUAUUUUUGGAAGGGAAACCUCAACAUGAUGAUCCAAAAUAUGUUUGAAGAAAUGGCUGCAUUUGCUGGGACUAAGUUUAUGUGGUUGUUUGAGUUCCUAAAGCUGAUUGGAAAAUGGCACAAUGAACUUAAUCCCAUCAUGUCAACUUGGCUAUUAGAAUCACUAGUGGUGGAUAAAUGUACAUCAUUUAUUAAUGUUAUUCCGUCCAGCUUGAUGCUUGUUUUAGAGAGAAUGACAAGCUUGCAAGUGCAUGAUUGCGAGGCUCUAGAAGCAAUAUUCGAUCUUGAAGGGCUUGAAGCUAUGGAUUGCACUCAGGCGCCACCUCAGUUACAAUAUCUGUACUUGGUCAAUCUACCAAAGUUGAGGCAACUAUGGAACAAAGAUCUCUACACUAUCUUAGCCUUUAUAAAUGCAACAACUUGA
Molecule: messenger RNA, 1894 nt
Organism: Eucalyptus grandis
Lineage: Eukaryota; Viridiplantae; Streptophyta; Magnoliopsida; Myrtales; Myrtaceae
Exons: 6
Coding region: 2-1894 (630 amino acids)
Source: RefSeq, a predicted model, not a curated record